Messenger RNA from Petromyzon marinus (sea lamprey), 2715 nucleotides. NCBI's taxonomy places the organism in Eukaryota, Metazoa, Chordata, Hyperoartia, Petromyzontiformes, Petromyzontidae. The record is from RefSeq and is a predicted model, not a curated record.
CAUCCCCAUGGUCCCCCUCAUCAUCAUUAUCCCCCUCGUCAUCCCUCUCGACCCUCUUUAUCUCUCGCUGUCGCGGUUCGCGCUGACAUUCGACGCGGCGGCGGCGGUGGGUCGACUCUGGGCAGACUGGGCCCUGCCGCAGGAACGUGGAAUUCGCCGCUGCUCCAGCUCUGCGGAGCCGUGAGCACGAGUCGUGUGCCCUCGCAAUGGUCGCUUGAGUAGGAACUUUGCCCUUUAGGCUGGGGCACAGGGUGAGGGUUAUGCGUGGUGAGGGCCCCGGCGUUAAAAGUUGGUUUGGUUCACCAGGUGAGGACGACUCGAGAGACGCAGGUUGCAGGGGUGGAGGUCAGGAGGGGUCACGCGUCCGUGAGAGCAGCUGCCCCCGCAGCAUGGAGAGCAACAGCACGGAGAGCGAUGUGGAGCCGAUGAGUGGCGCCUUCAACAAGGAUGGUGCUGGGCCAGGUGACGCCAAUCGACGGCGAGGAGAUGGGGUGGGAGACCACGAGGUUCGGGGGUCCCGGCCUAGCGGGGUGGGUGGCGGGGCAGGGGGUGGCAGGGCCCCACCCAAUGGAGGGGUUGCUCCGGUGGGGGGGCGGACCCCCCUUGAGACGGAGCCGGCUGUAUACUGCGUGUGCCGCAAGCCAGACACGAACCGCUUCAUGAUAGGCUGUGACAAGUGCAAUGAGUGGUUCCACGGCGACUGCAUCGACAUCACGCAGAAGAUCGCCAAGGCCAUCAAGCAGUGGUACUGCGACAUGUGCCGCGCCAAGGACCCGUCGCUUGCCAUCCGCUACCGCCAGAAGAAGAUCAAGGACAAGAGCCGGGAUGCAGCGCGUGACUAUUCGGCCGAAUACGACGGCAACUGCAGCUCGGAGAGACGGAAGCAACUGAAGCGCUCGGUGCGCAUGUGUGGCGAAUGCGAGGCGUGCUGCCGCACCGACGACUGUGGCCACUGCGACUUUUGCCGGGACAUGAAGAAGUUUGGUGGCCCCAACAAGAUCCGGCAGAAGUGCCGGCUCCGGCAGUGCAUCGUGCGCUCCAGGAAGCUGCUGCGCGUGCGCGAUGACCACGGCGGCUCAAGCCGUGAGGGGGCGCCACGCGGCGCCGGCCUCGGCUCCUCCGAUUCGGACGCGCUGCUCUCCUACCACGACUACGCCGCCUCGCCCCGCGCCGACCAGUUCCCGUGGAGCAGUGGGAAGGAGGACUCGCAGGAUCACAGCUUGUUCCGUAAGCGCGCCGUGAAGCUCAAGCACGUGCAGAAGCGCGAGCGCCGCUACGAGAAGCAGAACCGCUCGGAGCGCCACCGGGACAAGGCCCGGCACAGGCUGCGCGUGCGGCACAGCGAGCGCGGCGGGCCCGAGGCACGCGAGACCCCGCGCCAGCGCCAGUGCCUGGGUCCCGGCUGCACGCAGGCCGUGAGGCCCACCUCCAAGUACUGCAGCCACGAGUGCGGCAUGAAGCUCGCGGCCAACCGUAUCUACGAGAUCCUGCCACAGCGUAUCCAGGAGUGGCAGGCGAGCCCGUGCGUGGCCGAAGAGCUGGGCAAGCGACUGCUGGAGGGCGUGCGCCGGGAGCAGCACACCGCACGCCUGCGCCUCGCCCACAUGGACCGCCGCUUCCUCGAGCUGGAGGCCGUGAUCGCGCAGGCCAAGCAGCAGAGCGUGUGCGAGGACGAGGAGGUGACAGAUGGGGACAACGAGGAGGCGGAUCUACAGAUAUUCUGCGUGUCGUGUGGCCACCCCAUCAACCCCAAGACAGCGCUGAAACAUAUGGAGCGCUGCUACGCCAAGUACGAGAGCCAGACGUCGUUUGGAUCCAUGUACCCAACCAAGAUCGAGGGGGCGACGCGCCUGUUCUGCGAUGUCUACAACACGCAGAGCAAGACCUACUGCAAGCGGCUCCAGGUCCUGUGCCCCGAGCACUCCCGGGACCCGAAGGUCUCCGUGGACGAGGUAUGCGGCUGCCCGCUGGUGCGUGACGUGUUCUCGCCCACCGGUGACUUCUGCCGCCUGCCCAAGCGCCGCUGCAACAAACACUACUGCUGGGAGAAGCUGCGGCGCGCCGAGGUCGACCUGGAGCGCGUGCGCGUGUGGUACAAGUUGGACGAGCUGUUUGAGCAGGAACGGAACGUGCGCACGGCGAUGGCAAACCGCGCCGGCCUGCUGGCACUCAUGCUGCACCAGACGAUCCAGCACGAACCGCACACCACCGACCUGCGUAACUCCACCAAGGAGACCUGAGCAGGUCCACCAAGGAGACCUGAGCAGGUCCACCAAGGAGACCUGAGCAGGUCCACCAAGGAGACCUGGUCAGGUCCACCAAGGAGGCCUGGUCAGGUCCACCAAGGAGACCUGAGGAGCUCCUUCAAGGAUACACGCUCAGAUCCAAGGAGACAUGAGAAGAAUCCUGUCUCGUUGCCUAUCUCAUCUCACCUCGUUCCCGUUCUCUUUCGUCUCGAGGGGAAAUGCAGGUAUCACGUUUGCACCGUGAAUGUGCGAGUCACAAGGUCAGCUAGAACCGCACUCUUCCUAACUCACCUGUAACUCGCUCACCUGUUGGUCCCUUCUCCCAGACGGAACAUUUUACUCGCCGCGUGUACAAAUCGCUUUCUAAACUCGUUAUUUCUGGAGGUGAAAUCUCUGCGUUUCUGUUUUACUUUGUAUCGAGAGGCAUUGGGGCCUCAAGGGGUCUUCCAAUAAAGACGUUGACACUGAA